Paecilomyces variotii is the source of this 2339-nucleotide messenger RNA. Its product is annotated as DnaJ domain protein. Gene Ontology annotation, cellular component: cytoplasm. Bases 242 to 1903 code for a protein of 553 amino acids. The record is from RefSeq and is a predicted model, not a curated record. Lineage: Eukaryota; Fungi; Ascomycota; Eurotiomycetes; Eurotiales; Thermoascaceae. Gene Ontology annotation, biological process: protein refolding. The transcript is spliced from 2 exons.
UGGCGCAGUCCCCUUGGAUCUUCUCGCCUUCGUACUUGACCCACUCGCGUCCCUGCUGCGGAGCCCCGACCAUGAAUUGAUCAACGCCAUCCGAGAGACAGGUUGACGUACUGACCCUGCAUAUACCUGCCUACAAUAUCUCUCGCCUAAACGCUCUUUUAUUUCCUGCCCCAAUCGCUCAAUUUCUGAACAAGGGACUGUAUCCAUCCGUGGAAGUCCCUCGGUUUGGAAACAUACCAACAUGUCUUUAUCGCCACCUACUAUCGAUCCAUAUGUCGUCCUGGGAGUCAAGAAAGAUGCCACCCUACCUGAGAUCAAAUCCGCCCAUCGAAAACUCGUACUUAAAUGCCACCCUGAUAAAGUGAAGGAUGAAUCCCUGCGGAAUGCGGCUCAAGAUGAGUUCCAACGAGUGCAACAAGCGUACGAGCUGCUCUCGGAUGAGACCAAGCGGACGAGGUACGACCAGAAGGUGCGCUUGGCGGAACUUCGAAAGGAAGCCAUGGAGCGCGCUGGCGGUGGCUCCUCUCCAUACAGCUUUCCUCGCACAGCCGCUUCUAGCGGUGCACGAGAAUAUCGUGAUGGACGGGUCUAUGAAGAGAGAGUUCCUGCUGAUGCGCGUUUCUACGAGGAGGAAGUUCCAGUCACAGAGGAAACACAGCCGGCCUCCAGGAGAUAUGAUACUCGCAGGAAACAGCGCUCCAAGGCCACGGACGAGAAAACACGGUCCAAGGCCGAGCCUUCAGAUUUCCACCGCACUAGGGAAUACACGCGCGAAAGUCUGAAAGCGACUCAUGCCGAACGGGCGAAGUAUCGGAGCAAGACUCGAAGGAGAGAAGCCUCUGAUAAAUACGCGCCCUAUUUCGAAAGUGCAGACGAAUCUUCCGGUUCAGAGAGACCAUUCGUCGUCAAGGUACGACCUGCUGAGAGCAAACGGACCCGAGAAACAUAUUCUUCGAGAAAGACAAAACCGGAAUCGUCCCCACCACGACGCGAUCCUAGAUAUUACGAGGACGGUGAGGAUGAAUAUCCCGAUUCCUGGAAAACAAAACACGAGCGUUUGCAAACUUCAGCUCAAGACUACAUCAUGCGCUCAAGAGGUAAUCCCCCUAUCGAGGUUGAUCGGCGAGCGCGUCCUUCCAACUCCCCACCAAAGUAUUCCGAACCGCAGAAAUACGAGCACGGAUACACAGAUGGGGAACCUGAGCCGCGACGUUCAACCCGCACACAUUCGAGAAGAGACACUACGCGGACAUCUCGUGAACCUCCCAGCAUGCCAACAUCUUAUUCUUCUCCCGCGGGAAUCAAGAUUCCUUCUUCGGCAAAACCGCCUCUCCAGUCAGCGCGGUCAUCCCCCGCGGCUUACGCGAGUCAGAAGGAGUCGAGCUCCCGGUCUGACAACCCCCUCUCGAGGAUGGUUCCUCCCCCAAAUUCUGGAUCUGUUAGAACCUCGAAAGUGAAGGGUAGCACGGACGAAGGCUACUCAAGUCCUGGCACUCCUGAGAUGCGACAAAAUGGCAACUCUCCGAAACCGCCCGUCAGAUACAAAAUCCCUGGAGACAAACAAGAUACUAUAGUGGUGGAGCCUGCUGAGACUUCAUAUCGGCAUCAGAGGAGUGUUUCACCUGUGCGGCCAGAAGGCCCCUCUGUUGUACGCCCGUCUAUGUCUUCCAGGACGGGGUCGCAGCCUACUCGAACAUAUACUUAUUCUCCGGAAGUUCCAUGCCGCUUCCAGUCAGUGCAGACGCCCAGCUCCCGACCGUCUUACUCUCACGGUAUCCGUUUUAAGGAGAAAGACAUCAAGGUAGCUCCCGAGAUCAAGCCCAGCAACGUCAGCUAUACUCCCGACUACUAUCGCUCUCGAUAUGAUGAUCCUCCCCUGGGCAGACGACAGUCUACCUAUUGAACUCUUUCGAAUCAACCUCCCAGGUGAUUCUGCCACUUGCGUUCAAAUGAAAAUGCCAUGAUAUUGUAUGACAUGCUAUGAUCUUCUGUUUCUUUCUCUUUUCUUCCCUUUCUUUUCUCUUGUCGGUCAUCCUGUUAUGUUGACCCGAUUCUUAUUUAUACUUGAUGAUUUGAUGGCUUGAUGGCUGCCAUGCAGCUCAUUCACCCUUCACUAGAGAUGGAUUAUGAGGGACGAUAGUGAUUCUCCCCCUUCUACUCCUUUCCGUUGCAUCUUGUUCGUCAGCGGUUUUUGCUCGGCCCACAGUUGGUUACGAGUCAUAUAUUCAUACACCAGAUCCACAUAACCCAUACAGUUUGCACUGAAGUCGGAUGGCGUUGGAGUAGGGUUGAUUGCAGUUUAUCCAUCGCGUGUAUCUGAUAUCAUUUCCCACAGAACU